Molecule: messenger RNA, 5587 nt
Organism: Moneuplotes crassus
Lineage: Eukaryota; Ciliophora; Spirotrichea; Euplotida; Euplotidae
Source: the annotation of a GenBank genome assembly
CAGAUAUCCAAAAAUGUCUUUCAAAAAGAAUACAAGAUCGGAUCUGGAUGACAACCUCAUUAAUCGUACGGAGAACACCGAGGAUUAUGAGAGUGAACUCCAGAAGAGGUCUAGUUUGACACGUACUGGAGCCAACGGAGUUGGCCCUAGUAAGAAGAAUCAUACUUACAAGGUUGUGCUUCUCGUCGGGCUCGCAAUCCUUGCAAUUUCUUUGUUGAUAGUAGUCAUUGUGACACUUUCAUCAUCAAAGAGCGGUAUAGAAGAUGAACAAGAGCAUAACAUGUUCAAAGCCAUUGGCAUUGAGAAAAGUUUAAGGAAGGUUGUAGUCCAGCUCGAAAGCAAAUACAAAAGCAAAACUGGCAGGUUUACAAACCUGAAGGCAGGAGAAUGAAUAGAUGCAUCCAUUGGAGAAGGCAAAGUAUGAGAAAAAGAAAACAAUAAGUUUGCAGAUGACGUUACUGCUGAGUUCUCGGUGUUAGGAACAGGCAUUAGUAGGUCCUUCUUCUGGGAUACUAAUAAUCCUCACAGAUGGAAUCCUGCCCAUGUUGAUGGGUUCUUGGGAGAUAUUGGAGAGGAUGAGUUAAGCAUGCUUGACGGAGUUGGCUUUGAAACAACUGAUGAGACGAAUUUUGGAUUCAAACUCACUGAUGUUGUCUCAAACAAACCAGUCUUUGACUCUACAAAGAGACCAUUGAUCUUUACUGAUAAAUAUUUGGAGAUAGGAUUUACUUUACCAACUCAGACUUUAUUCGGAUUAGGGCAACACAACUCUAAAUUCUUGCUCUCAGAAGGAGAGUGGACUAUGUGGAACAGAGAUCAGCCAGGUAGCCCCAAAGCUGAAGGAGAAGGUAAACAGCAACUGUAUGGCACUCACCCAUUCUUGAUGUUCAAAACAUCUGACAACAAAUUUGGAGGAAUUCUCUUCUACAACUCCAAUGCUCAAAAUAUUUUGAUUAGAUUCUCUGAGACAGGAAAAGCAUUGAUUACUUACAGAACUGUUGGAGGAAUCUUGGAUAUUUACCAUAUUCUGUCUGAUACAGCUGAUGAGGUUAUUAAGAAGUACAAUGAUCUUGUUGGAAAGCCAGCCCUCCCACCAUUCUGGGCCCUUGGAUUCCAUCAAUGUUCUUGGCAAUACAACACAACUGAAGAUUUAAAGGGAGUUUUAAAUGCUUACAAACUAAAGGAAUACCCAAUUGAUACUAUCUGGACUGAUAUCAUGUACAUGGACAGAUACAUUGACUUCACUGUAGAUGAGACAAACUUCACUGGAAUUAAGGACUUUAUCAACACUCUCCAUAAAGAAGACAGACAUUUCGUUCCAAUCGUUGAUGCAGGAAUCAGCCUUGAACCUCCAAAGAAAGGUCCUAAAUGGUAUGCUGAAGGAGAUAAGGCAGGAGCAUUCAUCAAAUCUACUCAGAACCCAGGUGGUAAGUAUAAUGGAAACAUCAUUGGAAAAGUCUGGCCUGGAUAUACUGCUUUUGUUGAUUUUAUCAGCCCUGCAGGUAAAGCCUUGUGGAAUAAAGGAUUGACUGAACUUGACAAAAUUGUUCCGUUUGAUGGUCUCUGGCUUGAUAUGAAUGAACCCUCCAACUUCUGUACUGCAGAAGACAUGGGCAAGGAGAAAGACGAAACACCAAUUGGAGAAUGUUAUCCUCAAGAAGCACCAAAAACUGAUUCGUCUCUGAGAAAUCUUGGAGAUUCUCCUGUUGGAGUAGGAGAAUUCGAUGAUAUUCCAUUCACACCUGGAGGUGAGAAAUUGGACUACAAAACUUUGUCGAUGGAUGCUUACUUCCACGAUGAGAAUGACAAUGGAACUUUUGUCAUGUACAACAUUCACAACAUGUAUGGAACUCUGGAGACCAUUGAAACUUCGAAGUACUUAGCUUCGAGAGACAAGAGAAGACAUCUCAUUAUUUCAAGAGACAGUUUUGUUGGACAUGGAAAAUACGGAUCUAUUUGGACUGGAGACAAUGACGCCACUUACCAAGAUUUGACUCUCUCUAUUAACCAAAUCAUGAACUUCAAUAUGUUUGGAAUGCCAUUUGUUGGAGGAGAUGUCUGUGGAUUUGGAGGUAGUAAAGCUAACAGCACUCUCUGUGCAAGAUGGGCGCAAGUCGGAGCAUUCUACCCAUUCUUUAGAAACCAUUAUGCAAUUGGUAAGGAAAGACAAGAGUUUUAUCAGUAUCCUGAUGAAUACCAGAAAGGAAUGAAAGAAGCUAUCAGACUUAGAUACUCUCUGCUCAGAUACUUGUAUACUUGCCUCUAUAUUUCAUCGGAUCAAGGAUAUCCUACCAUCAGACACCCAAUGUAUCAGUGGCCAGAUGUUGGCAAGAUCGUUGAGAACGAGAACUCCUUCAUGAUUGGAUCUGCUGUUAGAAUCACUGCAAAUUUCGAUUUGUCUGACAUCGGAAAAGAAAAAAAAUUCAAGGCUCCAUUCGCUAAAGGAAGAUACAUGGAGUACAUCCACUACACCAUCACUAAAGUUAAGAAAGACGUUGAAGAUAUUGAGCUUUACAAUGGAUACGAUAUCCCAAAUAUUCACAUUGUUGAAGGCAGCAUUGUUUCAUUCCAGAGUGUUGAUGGGGUCACCAAGACUCAAGACUUAAUUGAUGACCAACUUAGGUUGCUGAUCUUCCCAACUGAGAACGGAUAUGCCAGAGGAAAUGUAUUCAUUGCCAACGGAGUAACUACUGAUGAGAAAGAACAAUUCUUCGACAUUUCACACUCCAACAAAGCCAUUCAGUUCUUCUUGAGACAAGGUGUUGCUGAUGAUGCUACUCAGUUCAACGAAGUCAUUGAAGAAAUCCACAUUGUAGGAGUUGAGGAUGCUGACAAGGAUCACUUUGUCUGCUUCAUGGACACAGAUGGAAACUUCAAGCCUCUAAACAUUGAGUCAAAGAAAGGCAAAGAUGGAGAAACAGAUUACAUUAGAAUUUUCGGGGGAACUAAUACUAUUGAGUUCGACCAAACUGACACCAUCUACUACGGAGUAGUAGGCAAGGAUUACAACUACUGCAACAGAGGAUACACUGCUAGAGUAGAUUCUCAAACUACAAAAGAAAUGAAGGUUACCAUCAUAAAAACAACAAACCAGAUGGAAAACUCAAAUGAUUUGAAGCUCAAUGUAGCAAUGGUCACAGAUGGAACAAUUCAAGUAACUAUUACUGACGGAGAAAAGAGGUUUGAGGUACCAAAGGAAGCUCUAUCACAAACCACAUUCCAGACAAAUGAUGCAGAAGAUAUUAAAGACUAUGUUGAAAUUAGCAAACAAGGAGAAAAAUUCUCUCUUAAGAUUCAUGAAAAAGGAGACCCAGAAAAUUAUUACUUUAAGAUCAACGAAGACUCUCUGAUCUUCUCAGACUACUAUCUCAGCAUGGAAACCACUGUCAAUACCAAUCAGAAACUCUACGGUUUCGGAGAAAGAGUCACCGACUUCUUCUUGAAAGAAGGAAUAUACACUACCUGGGCCAAAGAUGCUACUGACCCAUUCGAUGAUGGCAAGAAGCCAGGCAAGAACAUCUAUGGAACUCAUCCAGUCUACUUCACCAGAUCGAGCUCUCCGAACAAAUACCACUGGGGAAUGUUCAAUCUGAACGCUAAUGCUCAGGACACCAAGAUUGAGUUUGUAGGAGCAAACGAAGCCAAGAUCUCCCACUACAUCACUGGAACUGGCAUCUUCGACAUGUACUUCUUCAUCGAGAACAAGUCUCCAGAAGAGGCUGUGAACAAGUACCACAAUAUUAUUGGAAACACUCUGUUACCUCCAUUCUGGGGACUCGGGUGGCAUCAGUGCAAGUACGGAUACACUGGAACUGAAAACUUGAAGGAAGUCUACAAGAAUUACACUGACAACGACUUCCCAAUGGAUGUCCUCUGGUCAGACAUCGACUAUAUGGAGAAGUACAGAGACUUCACUUACGACUCAAACGGAACUUAUAAGGGUCUCCCAGAAUUUGUGAAAACCCUCAAGCAAGAUAACAGAAGAUAUGUCCCAAUCAUUGACGCUGGAGUGGCCAUUGUUGACGAUGGGUCUUACAAGACCUUCGACGAGGGAGUCAAGAAGGGAGUAUUCAUCAAGUCUGGAAACAAAAACAGAAAUGGAAAGAAUGAUCCACUCGGAAAGGGCGGAGUCCUUUAUGGUAAAGUCUGGCCUGGAUAUGCUGCAUUCCCAGAUUUCACUAAUGAAAAUACCAACAAGUGGUGGGUAGACAUCAUUAAAGAGUUCAAUGAGAAGCUUGAUUUCGAUGGACUCUGGCUUGACAUGAAUGAAGUUGCCAACUUUUGCGUUGGACCAUGCAUUCCUGAUGAUAUUGUGCCUUUCGAAGAAUCUCUCAGAUCAAAGAUCACAUACCAGCCUGGAGGAGUUGACAUUGAAGAGAAAAUGCUUUCAAUUGAUGGAGUCCAUAAAGAGGGAACAGAAUUAGACUACCAUAGCUUGUUCGGAUUCUUACAAGGAGUAGCCACACACAAAUACUUUGCUGACAGAGGAGAUAGACCAUUUAUCAUCUCCAGAAGCACUUUCUCUGGACAAGGCAAAUGGACUUCUCACUGGAAUGGAGACAACCAUGCCACUUUCGACUACCUUAAAGCCUCAGUAACUGGAAUCAUCAACAUGAACAUCUACGGAAUGAACUUCAAUGGAGCUGACAUUUGUGGUUUCCUCGAGGACACGAACACAGAGUUGUGUGAGAAGUGGACUAAUGUUGGAGCUUUCUAUCCAUUCUCAAGAAAUCACAAUGACAUUCAUACCAUUGAUCAGGAGCCAUACAGGUAUGAAGGAGAUGUUAAAAAUAAUAUGAGAAAUGCAAUUAGAUGGAGAUACCCAUUCCUGAGAUACUUCUACACACAGCUCUACUUGAACCAUAAGAAUGGAGGUACUUUCUGGAAGCCUCUGUUCUUCGAAUUCCCAGAUGAAGAUCUUGCUUACACUGAAAUUGAAAAGAAUGUUAUGAUUGGUAGUGCUCUCAAGCUCAACCCAAUGCUUGACGAAGGAACUACCAAGACUCAGUCAUUCUUGUUCCCAGCCGGUGUUUGGUGCAAUGUGCUUGAUUACUCAUGCUUGAAAGUCAAGAAGACUAGCUCCCAGAACUUGAAUGUCCAGCCAAACAACUUGAACUUGCACCUUAGAAUGGGCCACAUCAUUCCAUUACAAAGAAGCGCCGUUGAGAAGCAUGUGAACACCACUGUUGACUUGAACGAACUCCCAAUGGGAAUUAUGAUUAACAUGGACACCAACACCAAGAAGGCAACUGGAGAUUUCUAUGCUGACGAAGGUACUAAGCUAAACGAUCCUGACUUCACUCAUUCAAUCAUGGACUUUGAGUUUGAUGGCACAGAGGCCACUCUGACCUUCAACCAGCAAAAAUCUGGCUACAUUGCACCUUACACUAAGCUUGGUCUCAUCGAAAUCGUUGGAGCCAAGAACGCAGGACUCAACAAGCUCCUAAAGGUAGUUUCAGGUGCUACCGAAGUUACUGGAAAUUAUGACUCCAAACAUGAUCUUCUUACUUUCAGAUUUGAGGAAUCUCUCGAAAUAUCAACAUUGUCAAAAGUAAAGUUCACCAAAUAAUUUUGCUAAGACAUUUCA